AUGCAUGGCCUGGCUGCUCAUGCGCUACAGCAGAGUGUAGAAAACAUUUGCCAAUUCUUGUUCGAGACAAAGGCCCCCGUUGUGCCUGAGAUACCCCGUUGUCAUAGUCUCUUCUCUUUCCCCACUCAGGCCAUCGAUGAUGACUGUAACCAGACGGGGCAGAUGACAGCCGGCUUUCUGGACUGGCCACAGGGCACCUUCGCCUCCCAGGUGACACUGGAAGGGGACAAGGUGAAAGUGGAGCGGGAGAUUGAUGGGGGCCUGGAGACCCUGCGCCUGAAGCUGCCUGCGGUGGUGACUGCCGAUCUGCGGCUCAAUGAGCCCCGAUAUGCCACAUUGCCCAACAUCAUGAAAGCCAAAAAGAAGAAGAUCGAGGUGCUCAAGGCCGGGGACCUGGGUGUGGACCUGACCUCCAAGCUCUCCGUGGUUAGUGUGGAGGACCCGCCCCAGCGCACGGCCGGCGUCAAGGUGGAGACCACGGAGGACCUGGUAGCCAAGCUGAAGGAGAUUGGGCGGAUUUGAGCCCCUUCCGUGAAACUCGGCAAUAAAACUAUGACUCCCAA
This is a messenger RNA of Hipposideros armiger (great roundleaf bat), 563 nucleotides long. RefSeq names its product electron transfer flavoprotein subunit beta (gene ETFB). Gene Ontology annotation, molecular function: electron transfer activity. The coding region runs from base 1 to 522 and encodes 173 amino acids. The transcript has 4 exons. Gene Ontology annotation, biological process: amino acid catabolic process; fatty acid beta-oxidation using acyl-CoA dehydrogenase. Gene Ontology annotation, cellular component: mitochondrion. NCBI's taxonomy places the organism in Eukaryota, Metazoa, Chordata, Mammalia, Chiroptera, Hipposideridae. The record is from RefSeq and is a predicted model, not a curated record.